AUGGCGGACUCUAGCAAGAAAGCAAAACGCAGCAGCAAAGCCAACGCUGAUGCAAUCAUCACCGACAAGCGUUUCGCAAACAUUCAAAAUGACCCUCGCUACCGCCUUCCCAGCAAACGUCACACCCAUGUUAAACUCGACAAACGUUUCUCGCACAUGUUGCGCGACAAAGACUUCUCCCGAAACGCCGCAGUAGACCGAUACGGCCGCAAAUUGAAGCGAGACGAUACCAAAAAGCAGCUCGAGAAGUUUUAUCAAUUGGAUGAAGAUCAGGAAGAAGAGGCCGAGAACGCAUCUCAAGUCAGUGUUGAUGAUGAUGAUGAAGUUAUGAAGGAGUUGGAGAAGGCGAAUAAGAGGGAUUAUGAUCCAGCGCGAGAUGGCGGGUUUUCGGAGUCGUCGUCUUCGGAGGAGUCUUCAAGCGAAGACGAAGACGAGGAGGACGAUGAGGAUGAUGAAGCAGCAGCAGCGGCGGAGGUCGAGUUUCCUGAUAAACAACUAUCAGAUGUCCCGCUCGGCGAUGUGACGAAUCGAAUCGCCGUCGUCAAUCUCGAUUGGGACAAUAUCCGUGCAGAAGAUUUGAUGGCGGUGUUUUCGAGUUUUGCGACCAGCGGCCGUAUAAAGAAGGUCACAAUCUAUCCGAGUGAAUUUGGCAAGGAAAGGAUGGAGAGAGAGGAGAUGGAAGGUCCGCCCAAGGAGAUCUUUGCGUCUAAGGCUGAUUCGGAGGAUGAAGAUGAUUACGAGGAACAUGAAGACUCUGAAGAGGAGGAGGAAGCCAUUAAGAAGUCAAUUUUGAAAGAGGAUGAAGGUGCCGAAUUCAAUACUACACAACUACGGCAAUAUCAAUUGGAGAGGUUACGCUACUUCUACGCUAUCAUCGAGUUCUCGUCAAAGGAGACCGCCAAGCAAGUUUAUGAUGCAGUUGAUGGCACGGAGUAUCUUACUAGCGCGAAUUUCUUCGACCUGCGCUUUGUCCCUGACAAUACCGACUUUUCAGAUGACAAGCCUCGAGAGCAGUGUGAUCGUAUGCCCGAUGGCUACAAGCCUACCGAUUUCGUGACAGAUGCACUACAACAUAGCAAAGUCAAGCUUACGUGGGACGCCGAUGAUAAGGCUCGAAAAGACGCCCAAGCCAAGGCGUUCAAAGGUGGACGACGUGAGAUCGAAGAGAAUGAUUUGAAGGCUUAUCUAGCGAGUGAUACUUCGGAUGAUGAAGAUGACGAACAAUUGGAAGUCGUCGAUGCUACUGCUAGCAAGUCGACCAGUCUUUCAAAGAAGGAUGCAGAACGGCAGCGGAUGCGCGCGCUACUUGGACUAGGCGAUGAGUCUGCUGCGCCUUCCAAAUCGAAAGCGAAAGGUCCGGUUGGCGAUAUGGAAAUUACCUUUACCUCGGGUCUAGCUGGUGAGCCAGCUCGGGAGUCUGUCUUUGAGAACGAGCCAGAGAUUGAAGAGACUACCGUGGAGAAGUAUAUUCGCAAACAGAGAGAGCGCAAGAAGAUGAGAAAGGAGAAGAUGAAGAAGAAGGACGAAACAGGCGAAGAUGACAAGAACGAGGAAGCUGAAGCUGAAGGCGCCAAUGAAGAUCUUGGUUUUAACGAUCCAUUCUUCGAUGAACCCGAGAACAAGGUCAAGAACUCGCAGCGCAAAGAAGAACGACGGAAGAAGCGUGAAGAAAAGGCUGCUGAAGAAGCUGCUGCCGAGGCUAAGCGUGCUGAGCUCGAGCUUCUGAUGGUUGAUGAUAAGUCAGCGGGUAUGUCACAUUUCGAUAUGAAUGAGAUCGAGAAAGCGGAGAAGAAAGCCCGUAAGAAAGGCAAGAAGGGUAAAUCGAAGCAAGAGCAAGAACCUGUCGCUAGUGAUGACUUCCAAGUGGAUGUCGCAGAUCCUCGAUUUGCCAGUCUUUAUGAGAGCCAUGAAUACGCUAUCGAUCCAACGAACCCCAAGUUCAAGGCUACCUCGGGUAUGAAGGCUCUCCUUGAAGAAGGCCGAAAGCGUCGGCGGGUGGGCGGCGUGGAUGACGAUGUACCGACCGAGACAUCGAAAAAGCAAAAGAAGACUUCUUCGAAAAGCCACGAUGCAGCGGAGGAUGUGGAUUUGAAGAAACUGGUUGCACGGGUGAAAAGUAAGACAAAAACGACGUGA
Talaromyces amestolkiae is the source of this 2136-nucleotide messenger RNA. RefSeq lists its product as uncharacterized. NCBI's taxonomy places the organism in Eukaryota, Fungi, Ascomycota, Eurotiomycetes, Eurotiales, Trichocomaceae. Gene Ontology annotation, biological process: rRNA processing. Gene Ontology annotation, molecular function: RNA binding. Gene Ontology annotation, cellular component: nucleus. The coding region runs from base 1 to 2136 and encodes 711 amino acids. The transcript is spliced from 2 exons. The record is from RefSeq and is a predicted model, not a curated record.